Anneissia japonica is the source of this 567-nucleotide messenger RNA. RefSeq lists its product as uncharacterized. The coding region runs from base 1 to 567 and encodes 188 amino acids. Lineage: Eukaryota; Metazoa; Echinodermata; Crinoidea; Comatulida; Comatulidae. The transcript has 2 exons. The record is from RefSeq and is a predicted model, not a curated record.
AUGAAGAUUGAACCGGUGAAAGGACCGACACCUUGGGUAUCUCCAAUUGUAACUCCCCCCAAAAAACAUGGUGGCAUCCGCAUCUGCAUUGACAUGCGUGAAGCAAACAAAGCAAUCAAGCGAGAAAGAUACCCAAUGCCAACGAUCGAAGAAUUGAUAACUGAGUUAAAUGGUGCAACUCUUUUCAGCACUCUAGAUUUAAGCGCUGUAUAUCACCAAUUUGAACUUGAUGACGAAAGCAGAGUCAUCAUGACUUUCACAACCCAUAGAGGACUAAAGUUAUCCAGAGCUAGGCCUAUAGACACAAGAAUUGUAUUACCAGUAGCACUCAGGCAACAGGCAAUUGACUUGGCACAUGCAUCGCACCAGGGCAUUGUCAAGACCAAACAACUGCUAAGGGAAAAUGUUUGGUUCCCAGGAAUCGAAAAAGCCGUAGAACAAAAAGUAAAAGGCUGUCUAACUUGCCAAAUCACAACACCAGAACCUCUCCAAAUGACAAAGCUCCCACAAAAUCCAUUGCAAUCCAUUUCAAUGGACUUUAAAGGACCCUUUGCAGGAGGGGAGUAA